Molecule: messenger RNA, 594 nt
Organism: Paramecium tetraurelia
Lineage: Eukaryota; Ciliophora; Oligohymenophorea; Peniculida; Parameciidae
Exons: 3
Source: RefSeq, a predicted model, not a curated record
AUGAAUACAAGGCACGACCAAUAAGAUACUCAGAAGUCCUUGUUGUGGGAGCAUUCCUAAGCUCUGCCUCCAUUCUUUGCCGAAAAUAUUUUAUAUUUGGAAAUGGAAGUGGAAUGCAAUAAUGUCACUAUAGAGGUCGUCAAUCAAUUGCUAGAAUUGUAUCGAAUCGGAGUAGAAUAUUUCGAAUCCAUUAAAAGCAAUAAGUUUUUGAUUUUCAAAAACAAAACCUAAUAGUUAUUGAUGAGAGGAACUGUCAAUCAAUGCAUGAAUGUUGCAUAUGAAGAAUUAAAACACGAAACUGCAUUAAAGAAAUCCAAACAUGUUUAAGGUCACGACAUCCUCCCUCCCCCAUCUCCAAAAGUCAAUAUUCCUUCAAAAUCCUAAAAAUAAUAAGAGCUCGAAAAUCAACUCAAAUACAUUAAAGAACAAGAUUAGAAGUUGCAAGUGAAUCAACUUCUUGAAUUUCAUGGCUACGAAUCACAGAGAGUUACAAGAAUCCAUAACAAGGCAUUACAAGAAUAAGAAGAUCAAGUGUAAUUGAGAUUGCAAAGAAGAAGACUACAAUCAGUCAAAAUAAAAGGACAACGAGAAUGA